AUGGCACCAAAAGAUUCAAAUGACUGCGUAGUCACAGUUACAAUUGAGAUGGGCCACCAGGCAAAUUUCUUGAAGGAACCAUCUCCAGAAGGCUUCACCCAUGACUGGACAGUGUUUGUUCGAGGAUUUGAGGGGAGUCGGCUAGAAUAUUUUGUGGAGAAAGUUGUGUUCAAACUGCACAAGACUUUCAAAUCUCCAGUGAGAGUCAUAACUGAGCCACCUUUUCGAGUAACAGAAUCUGGAUAUGCAGGGUUUAUUUUGCCUAUUGAAAUACACUUUAAGAACAAGCAGACUCCGAGAAAAAUCGUAUUUUCGUAUGAUCUGUUUCUGAAUGCAAAGGACAGCCCUCCGAUAAACAAUGUUCGUUAUGAGAAGUUAAAGUUUCAAAACCCGACACCAGAAUUCAAGGCAAAACUGAUUAAAGCUGGCGGGAUUGAACAAGUUCCAGAUCCAUCAAGUGAACUGUUUGGUUCUCCAGUCAGAUCUGAGAAAAAGGCAUUACCAAAAACACCAAAAGAUAAAGAGAAGGACAAGGAGAAAGUGAAGAAGAAAAAGAAAAAAUCAAGUUCAGAGUUCAAAUCUGCAUCACCAGCUCCAUCUUUGUCGUCACUGUCACCAAUGUCCUCUGAUAAUGAUGAUAGUCAUACUACUCCGCCACCACCUCCUACACCAGUUAAAAAAGAAAAGGAGAGCUCUUCUGGGAAGAAGGAGAGUUCAUCAUCAUCACAGCCAAAACAAGAUUCUUCUUCAUCACACAAGGACAGGUCAAAGCAUAGAAGCAGCUCCUCACAUUCUUCCCACAGAGAGAGGCCAGACAAAGAAACUUCACACAAAUCUCACAAGCACAAAGACAAGACGAAAGAAAGGGAUAGAAGCAGCUCACAUAAAGACAAAGAUGCUGUAAAGAAAGAUAAAGUGGUAGAUUCCCAAAAGGUUGUUAAAGAAAAUUUGGAAUCCAGAAAGGAAAGAGAGGGCUCACAUUCUUCUGGGAAAAGUUCCACGUCGUCUUCUCAAGUUGAUAACAAAGUUGCAGCACAGGUAUCUCAUAAAGAAAGGGAGAAAAAUGUGCCAAGCAAGGACAAAGACACAACAAGAUCCUCAAAGGAAAAACUUCAUAGUUCCAGCAAAGAGAAAGAGAAAUUACCCAAGGAAAAGCAUUCCUCCCAUAAAGAUGUUUCUAAUACUUCACAUUCAGAACCUAAAAAGGUAAAAGAAGAUAUAAAUAAAGAAAAGAUAUCUAAAGACAUUGAUGAGCAUCAUAAAAGCCACAGGAGACCAGUGGAAUCAGCAGAUGAUGUUGAUAAAAAAAAACUUAAGAGAAGUUCCUCUGUUGCCAGUACAGAUGAGAAAUCUCUGAAAGUAAAGAGCAGUUCUGGAAAAGAGAAACAUGUUUCGAGAGAUAAUAAAGAAAAGGAAUCAUCGAAAGAAGUUAAAGAAUCAAAACCAUCAUAUUCGGAUAAAAGCAAGCAUGAGAAAAGUCAUCAUCCAGAAAAACAAAGACACAGUCACUCUUCAGAGACAAAGCAGAAGGAAUCCUCAGCAAAACGCUCAGGAACUCCUCAAAAACAAGAGAUCGUUGGUAAAUCGGAGAGUUUCACUCAUUCAGAGAGGCUGGCUAUGACUGCAAACUUUCAACCACAGCUAUUGUUGUCACCACUCAAAAGUAAAUCAGAUGAGGAAGAAAGCCCAGUUGCAUCACCUCUUCCUGUGGACAAAACUGAGCUGAAGAGCUCCCCACUCCACUCAAGUCCUGACAGCCCAUCUUCUGCUGUUUCUUGUGAAGACAAGUCAGACCAUGAAAUACCAGAUCCUCAAGAAGAUGAGGACAAGCACAUCGUCUCUGGUCUCACAGACAGUGACAGUGAUUCAGAAGAAGAAGCUCCUUUUGUGAAAUCUCAGCAGAAAGAUCUGAAAUCAAUCUUGAACAAACAGUCCCAGCAGACCACUGAAGUAAAUAAAAGUUCUUCGCAAAAGAUAGUUAGGAGAGGGUCAGCGGAAGAGAAACAAAAGAAAGCAGAAUAUGAGCCCAGUGAGGAAAAAAAGUUCAGCACAUCAGAAAAGAAAGCAAAUGUCUCAGAACCUGUCAAGACAAAAAGUGUAGAGCGGAAGGUAGAAUAUCCUGACUCUGAGGUAGAACACGUUAAUACAGCUAACAGUACUGACAGUCAGAAUUGUAAUGGACUGGAUAUUUUGGCACCAAAUGGCAUUUCUAUUGGAGAUCUGAUUGCUGUCAAUGAACAGAUUGAAAAAGCACAGAUAGAUUCCAACUAUGAACUGCUAGAGAGAGUUGCAGAAAUCAUUGGGGAAACUGAUGAUUUUGAUAUCGGUGAUGUAUCUCUCUCGUUUGACAUUUGCAGUGUGGAUAAAGCUGUUGUCCUGCAGAUUCAGGCUUUGUUACGUGAGUACUAA
Candidula unifasciata is the source of this 2409-nucleotide messenger RNA. Lineage: Eukaryota; Metazoa; Mollusca; Gastropoda; Stylommatophora; Geomitridae. The record is from the annotation of a GenBank genome assembly.